AUGACCCCAAAGCCCGUGCCAUCAGAUAGCGAAUCCGAUCUUGAGGGGUCAUCCUCGGUCUCUCUCGAAAAUGUCGUCCUGGAUCUUAAAGAAAGGAUCCGCGAAUUGGAAUGCCAGCUACGAGGAUGCUGUGAAACCAGUUCGGUUCUGACGACUCCGUACGCGUCUUUGAAGCGAAAGAUGCAGGAGGAGCUUUAUGACCCCAUUUCCAAGAUGAAAUCGGCGUCUGAGGUCAGCCUGGAGAUGGGCUCAUUCUCCACGGAAGUUGCGGGUCGAUAUAUGAGUGUCGUCCACAAUGAGGUGUUCCGCAUCGCAGGAAGAGCUGGGCUCAUCAACCCAGCCGACUUUGACGUGGGAUCAGACGGGGUCGUCGGUCUGUUGAAACACGCCUUGGAAAAGGUAUAUCCAGACGACAAGUCCUAG
Molecule: messenger RNA, 423 nt
Organism: Fusarium musae
Lineage: Eukaryota; Fungi; Ascomycota; Sordariomycetes; Hypocreales; Nectriaceae
Exons: 1
Coding region: 1-423 (140 amino acids)
Source: RefSeq, a predicted model, not a curated record